AGAGUUGCCAUCCUGAAAGAUCGUUGUUUGUCAUCCGCGACUGAGCGAGUUAACCUAAUCGGCGCGACUGACAUCUACAGUUCAAGGAAAUAUUUUAAAUCGUAAAGUAUCGUCGUGCAACUUUUGUUUACAGUAUAAAUCUGCGCAGGGAACAGCUCAUCUGUUAUCAGACAUCGUAAUUUUCUUGGCGACAUGACUGCGAUAAUUGGCGGUUGACAGGACAUGCUCUUCCGAGUCAGAGCAUUUCAAAAUGUAUCCGCUUCCACACUGUAUGAACUAUACGCGGUCCUAAGUAGAUUAAACAAUUAACACCCACUGUUUCCCUGACAGAACAGAUUGCAUUGUGCACAUUGUCGUUAUACUGUCACUGGAUGCUCUAAUUUUGUGUUGAGAAUUAGGUGUUUCGAGAGCGAGCAAAAUGUCUGAGACAGCGAAAAUGACGUACACUUGCAUAAUUGAUCUGGAAAAGAAGGCUAAGAUUAAUUUUGUGGGGAAGGAGCCGCGCAGUGUAUAUGCGAGACUUCCUGAUAUGAAACUGAAAUCUGAAACAGCGAAGAAACAAGGGGAUGAUGAAACUGCCUACAUUAUGUUAAAGAGAUGGUUGAACACAGUUCUCUGGCUAAAGAGAACUCCGGAUUCGAAGGAAGGCAAAUCAAUCUAUACUGCGAAAAUAACUCUUGAUCAGAUAAAUGAAGUGAAAAACAUACUUGCAGACUUAACGCAAAAGCUAGAGAUACGCUAUGAGCGUAAUUCCAAAAAACAUUUAGAUACAGUGGAAAAAAUGGAAGUGGAGAUGGAUAAGGCAGAUACAACAGAGACUUAUGCAUCAAGUACUGAUAUUGGCUUAAAAUUACCAGAAACACCAACUGAUGAUCCUUUGUAUGGUGAUAGCGACAAAUUUAUAUCAUGCAUUCAAUUGUAUAAUUUAGUACAGAAAAGAGAUAGCAAAUAUUUGAUCAUUGAUAUUAGGGAGAAGGUUUAUUACGAUAAUUCCAGGAUAAUAUCUGACAAGUGUAUUAACAUUCCGCAAUCUGAAAUUCAACCAGGAUUAUUGGCCUUUCAUUUUUUAAAAUAUUUACGUAAAGAUAAGCAUUCGACUGAUUUGUUUAAUCAUCGAUCGAGUCAGUAUGUGGACAUUGUGAUUUUGCUGGAUUGGCACACUACGCAAGAGUCUCUGACGGCCGCCAGUAGCUUAAAUAAAUUGAAGGAUAUUUUAGAGAACUGGGAUCCUGGUACAAAUUAUAAAAAGAUUAAAAUUCUCAAUGGAGGAUAUCAAGAAUGGCUGAUAAGAUAUCCGCCAAUCACGACAAAUUCCAAUGUGAACAUACCAGAGUUUAACAAUGUCGAAAACGAAAUUUUAGUUGAUCAAAAAAUUGAUUAUCCAGAACUGAUAGAUUCGGAUGAGGAAGAGAUUUUUGAGAAAGUGCAAAAUACAAAUUCGAAGAAAUUGAAUAACACGAGAACAUUUAAUAACAUGGACGUCGAGAUGGAUCAUGGCAAUAACAAGUCAACAGCAUCCAAGCAUACUAGGUCGAUUGAUUAUCCAGAACUGAUGGAUUCGGAUGAGGAAGAGAUUUUUGAGAAAGUGCAAAAUACAAAUUCGAAAAAAUUGAAUAACACGAGAACAUUAAAUAACAUGGACGUCGAGAUGGAUCAUGGUGAUAACAAGUCAACAGCAUCCAAGCAUACUAGGUCGAACAGUAAUGAUAUUAUUUCUUCAGCCAAGAGCUUUACUAGUCACGUAACGAUAUCAAUCGAUGGCAAACGAUCGUCUCGAAACGAUAUUACAAAUACGCAACGAUUUGAGAACUCAGACGUGUCAGUAUCUCAGCAUAAGAUAUCAUCGAGUAAGAUGCCGCAAAACGAGGUGAGCACAAAGCCGGUUAUCGAUCGCAGCAGUAAACCGCCGACUUUAAAAACGUCUGAUCCACGAUGUAAGGAAGUAUUGAAGUUUAUGAAAGAAUUAAACGAACUAGCGAAAUCGAAGACUAAGCUGGCUGAUGAAUUGUUCAAUCAGGAAUUUGAGCUUUAUUCGCAGCGCGAUGAUAAAUACAGUGCCAGCGAUAAAAAGUAUCUACGUGGGGAGAUAAAAUCUUUAAAAGUUAAAUUGGAAGACAUGCACAAAAUGUAUCUCAAAGUGGAAAAUGAAUAUAACACCUAUUGUAAGGAAACAGACGCGAUUAAAUUUAAUACCACUGACGAUAACGAAAAGAAGAAUUUUGAAUUCAAUCUUUCUAUGUUGAAAAAGCAGCUCAAGGACAUUGAAACCAAACGAAAAAAAUUACACGAUAAUUGUAGAGAAUUCAUGGAAAGAGAACACAAGGAAAUAACGAUGAAGCAAAAUGAUGGGGAUGUUCACAAGGAGCCCUUAAAAACGGACGGUUCGUCGAUUAACACCGGCUUGGAGCGCUCUUAUUCAAGUCCAAACUUGCUGCAGUUGGGAGAACGUAAAGCACCUCAGAUAGAUAGAACUUCUAAGCCGCAUAUAUCGCCUCGCAAUCAGAAUGGAUCUAUUGGGAACCAAAACAUCAAAGUGUCUCCUCUUAGUUGGGGAAAUCGGGAAGAACGAAUGACUCCUAUUCACGGCAGUGUUCAUCCGGGCAUAACCGGCCUGAAGAAUUUGGGCAAUUCUUGUUACAUGAAUAGCAUUAUUCAGUGCUUGAGCAACACGACAAAUUUAGCGAAAUACUUCACCGAUAACUCGUACGCCGAUGAUCUCAAUACGAGUAACGAUAAUAUGACACAAGGCCAAGUCGUGGAAGAAGUGGCUCAAGUAAUUAAAGCGUUAUGGAGAGGCCAGUACAAAAGCAUAUCCCCUCACGACCUAAAGGUUGCAGUAGGACAAUACAAAUUGCAGUUUGUAGGUUACGAGCAACAAGAUUCUCACGAAUUUCUCACAUUCCUCUUAGACUGGAUGCAUAAUGAUCUUAAGAAAGAGGCAAAGAUGCCGUUCGAAAUGACCAACGCGGAAAAAGAAUGGGACAAAGCAAUGAAUUCUCAACGAUCCAUAAUAUCUGACUUGUUUUUCGGUCAACUGAGAUCCACCAUCACAUGUUCAUUUUGCAAACAAGCGAGCACUACAUAUGAGACAUUUAACAGCUUAACGAUGUCUCUUUCUCAAUCCAAUCGAUGUACUUUAAAUGACUGCAUGGACAAAUUUGUGACAGGGCAGAAGGUAAGCGGAUGGAAAUGUCCCAAGUGCCAGACACCACGCGACGCGAUGAAAAAGUUCGACUUCGUCAAGCUCGCGCCCAUCGUCGUGAUUCAUUUGAAUCGUUUCGCCGAAAGUGGCGGAUGGUUAGAGAAGCGCAACACCGCCGUUGAUUUUCCCUUCACGGGAUUCAAUUUGAAGCCCUACCUCGUCGCGGAGACUAAGAAGGCGAAUAUGACGAAUAAUAUUCGCAAUUACAAUUAUACUCUUUACGCAAUGUCCAAUCACUUUGGAACGAUGGAUGGCGGUCACUACACGGCAUUUUGUAAAAACGCUACUCAAAAUAAAUGGUACAAGUAUGACGAUCAGACUGUCACGGAAGUGUCGCCGAGCCUAGUGAAAUCUCAAAAUGCGAGUGCCUAUUUAUUAUUCUAUACAUCGUUUCCGAAUACGAUAAUGUAGUAUGAGGACGCACCCACGAAAACGUGAUCAAGAUUCGGUCAUCAUGAAAGUCUUCAGGGUGAUAUUACUUAAAAAAAGAAAAACGGAUUAUACAGGAAUGUAAUUCGACGCUCUGUAGAUAUUAAACCAUUAUAUUUUAUAUGAUAAAUCCUAUACGCGGACGAAACGUAUAGGGGCUGUGACGGUAUUGAAAGCUUUAUCAGUGCUGGCAAGGAUGGUGUAAAUACAUAGGAUGAUGGCGAUUUUCCUGUAUUUCCAUUACAGUUUGUCGCCAUAGAGAAAAAGUAAAAUAUAGUUGUGUUCGAGAAUAUUUGAUUACAUGUAUAGCAGCUUUGUAUAAUUAUAUUGAUAUAUCUAGGCUUGUUUUAGGCAGAUGUAUAAUAUUCUGUUUAUGAACAAUAUUAUGUUUAACAGCGUUAUGUUCUGUAUAACAGUUAUAUGUUAUUUUAUAACUUCGUAUUGGUUAUAAUUCAAAUAUUGUUUUCUUUUUAUUUGCUUAGAAUGCUGAAAUAAAGCGAAAGGGGCCAUA
Molecule: messenger RNA, 4142 nt
Organism: Linepithema humile (Argentine ant)
Lineage: Eukaryota; Metazoa; Arthropoda; Insecta; Hymenoptera; Formicidae
Product: ubiquitin carboxyl-terminal hydrolase 8-like
Biological process (GO): protein deubiquitination
Molecular function (GO): cysteine-type deubiquitinase activity
Source: RefSeq, a predicted model, not a curated record